AUGCUGCUGGACAAAGGCGCCAACGUCAAUGCGCAGGGUGGACGCUACGGAACCGUUGCAAACGGUUUUGCUUUCAAAGGGCACACAGACCUUCUGCGCUUCAUCGUUGAUCACAACAAUGUUAACCUACAUCUAGCAGACACUCAUGGGAGAACGACUUUGAUUCUUGCCGCAAGGGGUGGACAUAUAGAGACCUUCAAGUACCUCGUAAGCCAGGGCAUGGAUUUCACUACGUCAGAUGCGAAAGGGGACAACCUGAUUAGUUUUGCGUCGUCGGGAGGCUCUCUGGCGGUCCUUAACCUAUUACUGGAGCAGAAACCUGAACUCGCUUCUCGACAAGGGCGUUGGAGUCCUCUCCAUUGGGCUUGCAAGGCAGGAAAAGCCGAGGUUGUGGAGCUACUAAUUGCUCGAGGGUGGAAAAGCGAGCGCUUCACUGUUGCUGAGUUGCAAGGCGACUGGACACCUCUUGCGAUUGCGGUUUUCCACGGGCAUAGGGGUAUGGUAGCAAGCUUGUCUGAACACUGCCAAGCUGCGCUUGGUGUUGGAGAUAUAAGUGCUUACAUCACAGGCGGUACACAUGGUGGUGCUUGGUGCGACGGAUGCUUCCACGAUCUCUAUGGGCCACGCUUCCGCUGUCGUACCUGCCUUAAUUUUGAUUACUGUUUCAUGUGCAAAUCCCCUCUGGAACAUUUGCAUGAGAAUCACGAUUGGGACCGUAUUGAGCCUCCUGUUUAG
Macroventuria anomochaeta is the source of this 735-nucleotide messenger RNA. RefSeq names its product ankyrin. Gene Ontology annotation, molecular function: protein binding; zinc ion binding. The record is from RefSeq and is a predicted model, not a curated record. NCBI's taxonomy places the organism in Eukaryota, Fungi, Ascomycota, Dothideomycetes, Pleosporales, Didymellaceae. The coding region runs from base 1 to 735 and encodes 244 amino acids. The transcript has 2 exons.